AUGGCUCGAAUGAAUGUUGAUCAUCGCCCUGAAACGGUGAUUGAUAUUGGGAAGGUCAACAACUUCACUGGUGGGUUGGAGUUUUCUAAUCUUACUUACACGGUAAUAAAGAAGCAAAAGCAGGAUGGGAAAUGGUUAAACCAGCAGGUCAACCUGUUGAACAGGAUCACUGGUUAUGCACCGAAAGGUUGCAUAACGGCGGUGAUGGGUCCAAGUGGGGCCGGGAAGUCAACGUUCUUGGAUGCGUUGGCUGGGCGGAUUGCGAGUGGAAGCCUCCUUGGGAAAGUGUCGUUGGAUGGCAUGACGGUGAGCCCUAGCUUGAUCAAAAGGACUUCGGCUUAUAUAAUGCAGGAGGAUAGGCUUUUCCCUAUGCUUACUGUGUAUGAGACUUUGAUGAUUGCUGCCGAUUUUCGACUCGGCCAGAUUUCAAUGGUUGACAAGAAGACCAGGGUUGAAAAGCUGAUUGGGCAGCUUGGAUUAUCUACAGCUAGAAACACAUACAUAGGUGAUGAAGGGACAAGAGGAGUGUCGGGAGGAGAGCGUAGGAGAGUUUCCAUCGGGGUGGACAUUAUUCAUGGACCAUCACUCCUUUUCCUAGACGAGCCCACUUCGGGUUUAGACUCGACUAGUGCUCACAACGUCAUCGAAAAGGUUCACCAAAUAGCUCGAGCAGGAAGCACAGUCGUUCUCACCAUCCACCAACCUUCUUCCCGAAUCCUACUUCUCCUCGACCACCUCAUCCUCCUGGCUCGUGGUCAGCUCAUGUAUCAGGGCUCACCGAAAGAUGUCAGCCUCCAUCUUCGCCGAAUGGGUCACACCAAGAUACCCAAAGAAGAGAACACCAUCGAAUACCUCAUCGAUAUUAUUAAGCAAUAUGAUCAGUCCGAGCAUGGAGUCGAAGCCUUGGCUGAAUUUGCACUUACAGGCGUCAAACCCCCUCCGUUAUCGUAUAACGGAGACAAGUCGGUUUCGACUGUGGCUUCGGCGACGAUGACUCCGGCUCGGAAUAAGUUGGAUGACUCUGUGGAUAAGAAGGGAAUUAUUAGGAGCGGUGGAAACAGAACACCUUUGCGUGGGAGUGAAAAUUCUAUCAGUGAUUUUGAUCAUAGUUUGAGAAGCCCUUAUAACAAUAAUAAUUCCAGAUCAUGGACUGCUAGUCCCAGUGGUGGGGUUUCACACUUGUUGAAGUUUACAACUUCUCGGCAACGUCCUGAUCAGAGAAUGCAAAAUCCCAUCAGUCCAUCUCCUGGAUACUAUAGCUACUCGAGUGAGAUCCUUCCAGGCACACCAACACCUCAUAGCAGUGACUACACCGUCAACGAAAACGAUUAUCUGACACCAGAACAUGAAUCUGAAAACCACCACAUGGCAUACAAACACCUCGGUCCAAAAUUUGCCAAUUCAUUCUUCCCAGAGAUUUGGAUUCUCAUGAGGAGGAACUUCAAGAACAUCCGGAGAACACCAGAGCUUUUCCUCUCGAGGCUCGUCGUCCUCACAUUCAUGGGCUUCAUGAUGGCGACAAUGUUCUUGAAACCCCCAGCAACUCUCCAAGGGAUCACAAACCGCCUCAGCUUCUUCAUCUUCACAGUCUGCGUCUUCUUCUUCUCUUCCAACGACGCCGUCCCGGCCUUCAUCCAAGAGCGCUUCAUCUUCAUCCGCGAGACCUCGCACAACGCUUACAGAGCUUCGACUUACACCAUCGCCGGACUGAUAACCUACCUUCCAUUUCUUGCGCUGCAAGCAGCCGUGUAUGCAGGCAUUGUUUGGUUCGCUUUGAAGCUUCGUGGGCAGUUUUUGUACUUCUAUAUCGUCCUUUACGUUUCGCUUCUUUCGACGAACUCUUUCGUGGUGUUCGUGAGCUCGGUGGUGCCUAAUUACAUCCUCGGUUACGCGGCGGUGAUCGCUUUCACCGCCUUGUUCUUCCUCUUCUGCGGAUACUUCUUGAACAGCAAUGACACUCCUUCAUAUUGGAGUUGGAUGAACAAGAUUUCGACCAUGACAUAUCCAUAUGAAGGGCUUUUGAUCAAUCAGUAUCAAACUACGGAUGUUUUUGGACAAGAUUCGUAUGGAAAGAAUGUGACUGGGAUUGAUAUAUUGAAAAGUCUUGGUGUUUAUGAUGAAGAUGAAUCGAAGAAGUGGGAAAAGGUAGUAAUAAUGUUGGGUUGGGCUGUUUUUUAUAGGAUUUUGUUUUACAUUGUUAUUCGUUUCGCGUCUAAGAACAAGAGGACGUAG
Ziziphus jujuba (common jujube) is the source of this 2232-nucleotide messenger RNA. RefSeq names its product ABC transporter G family member STR2. Gene Ontology annotation, molecular function: ATP binding; ATP hydrolysis activity; ABC-type transporter activity. The record is from RefSeq and is a predicted model, not a curated record. Bases 1 to 2232 code for a protein of 743 amino acids. The transcript has 3 exons. Lineage: Eukaryota; Viridiplantae; Streptophyta; Magnoliopsida; Rosales; Rhamnaceae. Gene Ontology annotation, cellular component: membrane.